UUUUGGGGUCCAGGCAUCCCGCUGUUUGUUUGGGGAGGGGGCUCCUGGCGGGUGCUCCUCCCACCCCAAGGGCAAGAAGCGGUGGCUGUGCUCUGCUGGACUUCAGACCAAGUGCCUUCCCCGCCCACCAGGUGCCUCCCCCCGCCCGUCCCCAUGGAGUGAGAGCACACGGGGGUCUCUGCAGCGGCGCAGCCCCCGCCCCGCUGGGAGGAAAGCUGGAAGGCACCGCAAAUAUGAGCGACUUCUGGCACAAGCUGGGCUGCUGCGUCGUGGAGAAACCACAGCCUAAGAAGAGGAGGAGACGGAUCGACCGCUCCAUGAUUGGCGAGCCCAUGAACUUUGUGCACCUGACACACAUCGGCUCCGGAGACAUGGCUGCGGGCGAGGGGCUGCCCAUGACGGGCGCUGUGCAGGAGAUGAGGUCCAAAGGCGGACGGGAGCGGCAGUGGAGCAGCUCCCGUGUGUUGUAGCAUUAUUCUUGGCUCUUUCAGCCCAAACUUGAACUGCCUGAUCCCCACACACCGGAGGAAAAGCCAACCUCGAGCGCUUGAUUCCCGUGGUAACUUAUGCAGGCGGAGCCUGACGGCCAUCCCAGCAGCUCUGGGUCACCCCCCACAGAUCCCCCCCUUCCGGGGCACCGGGCCAGCAAUGCAGGGGACAGCAGAGCAGCCCAGCCCACACCGGGAGACGCCGUGCACAGCCACGAUGUGCCAAAUCCUCCCCCUUCUCCCUUUCCUCACACCCCAGCUGGCACUGCUGUCUCCCACGGGCCCAUCUCGGUGCUGCCCCCCACACCUCAGUUUCCCCAUCGGACAGCAGCAGGGCGGGUUGUGCUGCAGGGGCUGAGCUGGGGAGGUGUUACAGAGCCUUAGAGCCCCAGCGUUGGGCAUCCUGCAGCUCCAGCACCGCCACCGAGCCUGCAUUUCUUCCAGCCUUCAACCGGCAUCACCGCCAGCAAACCUCCGCCUUCCUUCUUUUGUAGGAGAUUUUUUUGUUUUGUUUUUUUU
Molecule: messenger RNA, 1007 nt
Organism: Phasianus colchicus (ring-necked pheasant)
Lineage: Eukaryota; Metazoa; Chordata; Aves; Galliformes; Phasianidae
Source: RefSeq, a predicted model, not a curated record